AUGAGGGCCCUGGAAGACACGGACAGUAAGAAGAUGGUUAGAGUCUAGCCUAUAUAAAGGCUAGUGUUGAUCUACUGAAAUCUAUUUCUAAGAUGCGGAGCAAACGAAGCUUACUGUUGUGAAGUGACCCUUAGCAACAAGAGAAAGAGAAAACUCAUGUAAACAGGAAACGAAGCGUCCGAUUACCUGCGUGUGCAAGGCGUCCUGUAUUACCUGUCAGAUGGGUGAAAUAUAGGUGCAGGGGUAGUCAGCGCAUUCAUGGUAUAUAGGGUAGGCUAUAAAUUGAAUAAAUAAACAUGCAAUAACAGCAAACAUUCGUAUCCUUAUUGUUUCAUAUCCACUUCCUUGAAAUACAAUAUUUCGUAAUAACUGAGAAUGUUCUUGAAAUAUGCAAUUAGAAGUUACUCAACUGCUUAUUUGUAUAAAUUAAUUUAGUCGAAUAUACAAAUCGAACAUUUAUUCAAGUUAUUCAGUCCGUUCUCAUGUAACCUAGUUUAUGAAGGCCAGGUUUUCUGAGAUGGAGCAUUAUAACUUUUUAAACACUCAGUUGAGUGUCAGUAUAGAACCUAGGCUUAUAUGUCGAAAUAUCAUUUUAUUUUGUAUCUCGAUUUUAGAAAUAUUAAGGAUUAUAAGGAUUAUACACAACAACAUUUAAAUAAAAGUGUGUUAGUAGCCUAUAUGGAAUAAGUAAUAGUAAGACACAACUCUGACCCAACUCAGACAGCAACUUCAGAUGUGUUCUGUAGGCUUCUGCUCACCAUCCAUAUACACCUAUUUGUUUUUGUUUGUGUAUUUAUAAGUCAAUGCCUAUACAUAUCAAAUCAAACGAUUAGUUGGCCUUGCUUUGGAGUCCAUUUCAUGAUGUGCAACUAUUACUAUUUAUUUGGUUGGUGAAUUAAGACAGCCACACACGUUAGGCUAUCCAUUUGAACUGAGGGAAUAGUCCCGUGUACCUCAGUUGGUAGAGCAUGGCGCUUGCAACGCCAGGGUUGUGGGUUCGUUUUCCACGGGGGACCAGUAUGAAAAAAUGUAUGCACUCACUAACUGUAAGUCGCUCUGGAUAAGAGCGUCUGCUAAAUGACUAAAAUGUAAAUAUCAAUAUGUAGGCUACCAAUUUCACUUUCAUACCACAUUCAUUCCUCACUGACAAUAUAGGCAAACAAAAUCCAAACACUUGUGCCACUGCCUAUUAUUAUAUUGGGGAUUAUUGCAUUGGUGAUGUAUCCUGUAGCGUAGUUCAUUGUUAUGAUUCAUAAUCACAAUAUUAAUAUAAUAUUACUUACUUAUAUGUAAUUUACCAUUCCAUGGUAGUGCAAUUCAUAAUUGCAAUUCAUGGUGGUAGGUUAACUCUGACUGUAGUUCCGGAAGAGAGGGGGUUGCCUUGCUGCACGAGCACAAACUUUCAGACCAAUAGGAAAGUUUCUCUCUAUAAACUCAAACUUCCAUUGGUGGACCUAGCCUCGCGGAGAAUACUUUUUUUGGAAGUCCGGCCCAUGAUUUGUCUGGAUUGAAAUGUAAGCCUGUCUCCGCUGCCAUCAGGAAACACAUCGCGGAUUUGUCCUUCUCGCUACUAUCGUUAGUUCGGUUAAUGCAGUGCCGGUGGCCGGAGGAGAGCGAGGAUUUGUGCUACCCUAGACAGGUUUCCAGACACCAGCGAAACUGGACUCGGAACUGGACGGAAGGCGUAACUCCGAGAUCCCAAUAAUAAUUUGUGGACUAAACGCAAUGGGUAAGUUUAUAUGGAAAUAUUGUGUGGCCGAUGAUGGAGUUAGUCUAUAACAGGCACUCGACCCGGAUAUUCCUACCUCUUUCAAGGAACGAAUUAUACCUACAUUCUAAUGAAUCAAUGAUGAUUGUAGGCCUAUGGCUUGUAUGGCGAUUGUAUGGAACAGUUUUGAGCCUCAGUUGGUUUUUAUAAUGGGAUUUCUCCAGUGACCAGUAUUAGUAGCCAAUUAGUAAAUCUAUAGCAUAGCUACGCGUAAAACAUGUUUUACUGCAAAUAUAUAUUGAAAUUAAAAUACAACGGUAUAACAAUGUAGCAGUAUGUUAUGCACAAACUGAAAAAGUGAGGGGUUUUUAUUUGCAGGGGUUAGGCUAAUGGUGGGACAUGUUUUUAUUUUUUAUCACACGCUUACUGAUUUGAUUUUUACGCAUCUGUUUUGAGUUCAUUAUAAAUUCUAUAUAUAUCCCAAUACAUGUAAUUCCAUAUGCUGUAAAUAAGCAUUUAAUUCGUCCUAAACGGGUUGAAAACGACGUUGCAGACCGCAGUAUGUCGACGAAGGACUCAGGAAGGGGAGGCAUGAUUAACAACACUAGUCCUAAAGGGCCUUGUUGUGAUUGCAGGCUACUAUGGCUACAAGUCGUCUAAUUUAAGAUUUGUGUUUCAUUGUGUUGCCUCUGUAUAUGUUUCCAUGACACCAGAGCCAGCCUUUGGAGAGGUGAACCAGCUCGGCGGUGUUUUUGUCAACGGCAGACCGCUACCCAACGCAAUCCGGCUGCGGAUUGUAGAGCUCGCCCAGCUGGGCAUCAGGCCUUGCGACAUCAGCAGACAGCUCCGGGUCUCCCACGGCUGCGUCAGCAAGAUACUGGCCCGGUACAACGAGACCGGCUCUAUACUCCCGGGAGCGAUCGGGGGCAGCAAACCACGGGUCACCACGCCUACAGUAGUCAAGCACAUACGGACAUACAAGCAGAGGGACCCGGGUAUCUUCGCUUGGGAGAUCCGGGACAGGCUACUGGCUGACGGAGUUUGUGACAAGUUCAAUCUACCAUCUGUGAGCUCCAUCAGUAGGAUCCUCCGCAACAAGAUUGGGAAUCUGUCCCAGCAGAGUCAGUAUGAGUCCAGCAAGCAGUCGUCUCACCCACCACCACAACCAACGCUACCAUACAACCACAUAUACUCCUAUCCGACCCCCAUCGGAGCCUCUGGGACCAAAGUACCAACUCCCCCGGGCAUGCCUACCCUACCCGGACACAUGGCUAUGCACAGGAUAUGGCCCUCCUCCCACUCGGUAACAGAUAUUCUGGGGAUUCGGUCGAUAACAGAGCAACAAAGUAAGCAUGAUUUUUACUUUGGUACACGGGCAAACCAAUUGCUUUAGUAAAUGGUUCAAAUUAAUAGGAAAACGCAUGUGUCAGGGUCUCUGUGUGUGUGUGUUCGUGUGUAGAAGGCAUAGUGGCAAGAUGUGUAACUUUAUUAAUUUGGAGUUAUGCAGUUUAAAGAAAUAUGACCAAUGCACAUACCGGUCUGUAUAUGCACUAUAUUACUUACUAAUAACAGAUAAAAGAGUGACUAUUCUGGAACGAAAUGCAAAAAUAAAUUGGCUAAGUUAAUUAUGUGUUCUUUUGCCAGUAUUGGUGAGUGCAUACAUGAGUAACGUUUAGUUCCUAGUUCAAAGGUUGCAUUAAAACAGAUGGUUAAAGGAAGGCUUGCACUAAUAAUUAAGGGGCGGAUGUGGAAUAUUAGUGGGAUAACGAAGGGAAGGCGCAGCGGUGCACGAGGAGAUGAACUCAAAUCAAAAUGAGGUGUUCAAAGCUUUGCCAUGCCAUGUCUUACAGCCAGACAUUUUGUUCUUGAAUACCUUGCUUCAAAAUACCCUCCCCUGAAAUGCAGUUUCACAUCCUUUCACCAGGCUGAUCCAAUAGGCUACACGGGGCUACAUUGAACUAGGCUACUAGACCUGUGUUGUUCCCUAAAGGCCCUAUCCACGUUUAGAGAACUUGUUUUUGUUCCUUACAGUCAUGUUUGGACAGUUCGUUUUCACUAGUGUGCUACCACAAAUACAAGUCUGUUUUGGAAACAUUCUAAAGCAAAUCUGACCUCCAUCAGUCAUGAUACAUUACAGUUGUUGUGAAUACAAUUUUUAGUGACAACGUUUCUUGUGUUAGCAAAGAGAGUGUUAGAUGUCAGUCGACCACCUAUGAGCUUGUCAUAACCGUGCUUCUGUCAGAAGUUAGAACGGCCUCAGGCCUCACCGCCUUGUGGAUAUAAACAUGCCCUUCUCCUUAGUGCUUGUAUAGUCCUCAUUAGAUCCAUGAGGCCUCGGCCAUUCCAUGUAUUAACUUAACUCAGACAAUCUAAACAACAAGGCUUCGCUCCUCAAAUGCAGCGCAGAUCUUCAAGCCGAACAAGAAAUCCCGGGGAGGAAUGUGUUCUCAAAGGAUGCCUUUAUAAACAAUUUAUGCAUUUCCAAAUUAUUAGCAGAUGUUUGCGGCAGGUUUUGAAAGCCGAAAUAAGUAUAAUGUACACUGAAUGACGUGAGGCCUUUUAGCGCCACAAUCACUUCGCCAGCCUCGAGACUCUGGUUUUCAUAAAAAAAAAUACCUUACUAUGGUAUAGAACUGCUAUUGGGUUUACACUACAACAGUGGAUGAAUACAGUAGACCUAUUCUAAGAAUAAGAGCGUUGAAAAAUAUCACUAAAACGCAUAUGGCGAGUAUCGGCCUCAUGCCUAGAACUACAGGCCUAUGCAUAAAGAUGCGUAAAUCAUCAUAUUUGCAUUUCAAUUAUGGCGAUAUUUCGAAAGGCGUUGGUCAUCAAAUGGCACUCUCUCUCUCUCACACACACACCUUUCGCAUUGCACUGCACUAUUUUAUAGGUCAGGCCUACCGUGCCAUCAAGAAAGGAAAAUAAAGUACCAUGUAUAUUCCUGCCUUGAAUUAACCUAAAACAGCUUUAUGUCAGUGAAGGAUUAUUUAGGAAAUAGCAAGAGACCCAAACAUUUUAGACCUACAAAAAUAGUUUAACACGUCUAUGCACAAAAUACUCAACUCCAAGUGAAUCCUGCUUUGUUGAAAGAAAGAAAAGGGGUUGAGGAAAAAAAUAAUCGACUCAAUGGUCUUCUCAAGUUACAACACUGGUGGGCUUGCUUUUCGAAUUCUAAAUGUCAGGAACCGUGUAUAAUAUAAUAUCCAUCAUGUACAAAGGGGAAACGGUUAGAGUACAUCUAAUUUGUCCCCACAGAAAGAUGGGUUUGGUUAAAUGUUACUGACCAUUACACGGAAGAAUCAUCUUGCAUUCCUUUUAGCAAUGAGCUGUCCCGGUUUGAUCAGUAGGCCAAGGGUAGGGCAAAGACACACACACACACACACACACACACACACACACACACACACACGGGUUCUGGGGUAUUAUUUCAGAUCCGACCAUGUAAACAGAUAAAUUACUAGGCGCCCUCUGGACAAAAUAAGUAGGCCUAGGCUUAAUUCAUAUUUGAGAUGCAGAAAAGCUUUUUAAGUAUAGGAAUGCCCAUGCAUAAAAUCGCAAAUGAUGAUCGUUGCUAUUUCAAGUAUUUUUCGUGUCUUUGCAGGAUAACUUUUUGUUGGGGGUUUUGCUAAAAAGGUGUAGGGGGUGAGGUGAUAUGAAUGCCUAGAAUGGUAGAUGGGAGUGGUGGCGUGAACUCUCUUCGGUUCAUCUCCUCUGACUUCCCUCUCCUCUGUCUCUGUCUGUUUUGCCCCAUGCAGUUAGUGACAGUUCGUCCUUUCCCAGUGCCAAACUAGAAGAAUGGAGCGUUAUAAACAGGACACAUUUUCCGCCGUCAGCAAGCUCCCCACUAGUCAAUGGCGUGCUGGAUAAACCACCGCAUUCUAUAGAACCUGAAGCAAAAUACACACAGGUAAAAGGAAACACCUCCUUGAUCUAUAAAAUGUCACCCUCACCCAUCUCUAACCUGAUGUGUGUUAAUCUCAACAAAGGUGUAGUAUAAUAUGAUGACCUUAAAUUUUUGUCCCACACUUAAUGUAUAAUCAGCAUACAAGCCGAGUAUGCUUUCUCGGUGCUUUCAGUCAUAUUCACACGCUCUCUCCGCUGGGUGUGGGCGGUAUGCCUCUAAACAAGGCACCACACAGCAGUGUUUGGGCUUAGGCUAUGGGUUGUUCUUCUGGCUACAUUAGGCCUACUGUGCUAUUACAUUGCUAUUACGUGUUGUAGUUUUGUAACCAUCAUCGGCAUAUGCUUGAUUUAGUUCUGUGACAAAUUAACUAUAUACCUGGGACCCCAUGACCCAUCAAUUUCCUUGCAUGUGAUAGCAUGUUGACAACUUGCCAUGUACUGAGAAGCUUAAUGGCUGUCAUUAGCGUAGCACGCCAAAUGUAGAUUUAAAUAGAACAGCUUUUGUCGAUAUAGCCAAACCUUGUAGAUAUAGACAUAAAGGCAUAAUAGUUUUGGGAAAUGUAAUUAUUUUUUUAAAUUUUUUUUGAAAAUCGGUGUAUUUUUUAACUUUGUAUUUUGCAGCCACUUGUCUUUGUCUUACAAGGUUUAGACUUUAGGGAUAUGAACGAAGAAAAAAACACAUUUUAUAUAGACUUCUCAAGUCCUCAUAUUUUCCCAUACAUGGCCCGAGGAAUCAGGUGGUUGAUUUAUGUCAUUGGAGACGUUUCUACCGUUAUUUUUUUUUGCGAGAAGAGAAAAUCCAUAGGCACGAAACAGAGAGACAGACCGACUCAUAAGUUAAUAAUAAAAGUCUAGCUAUUGGAGAAAGAUUAUAUACAUGUUUAAAUUUAAAUUUGAGUGUUAUGGUUGUAUAUUUUAUGCUUCCAAGGAUCAUUAAGAUUUCCUAAUUGCAUUACAUUUCCAUAUUGUCUUAGCCAAUGUGCUAAAAUAACUAAUAUUAGGCCUAAUGUAAAUGAAUAAUAAGACUUAAGUUUAAAUAAUUAAAACGUAAUGACACAUUUAUAUAUUUUGGCCAGUAGACUAGGCUAUAUUUAGGCCUAUCUUAACACUUAACCCCCAAUAAUAAUUUGCACGCUGAUCUAAUAGAAGCUGAAAGGCAUUGCUGAAAUUGUGAGUACAUUCCAUCGAAGCUUAUCCCACUAAUAGGCCUAUAGUCUAAAAACAUAUUAUAUUUUAGUGUGUAUGAACUUUGUUUAAUUCCAAAGGUUUAAUGAAAAACGUCUCACUAGACUCGGUGUAGUCUUGUGUUAGAAAAUAUGGUGCAUUUUAUGUUGCAAAAUAAUAUAUAGACUGCAAACGGUACAAACAACGUGUGAGGUGGAGGCACGAGGGAGAGGACAGGGAGUGUGAGCGAGAGCGUGCAUGAGUGAUAUAGUAUGUGUGAGAAAGUGAAAGGGGGAGGCAUGCAUAGUUGGUAUGAUAUAUCGUCGGAGCCACGCGAUUUAACUCCUUGUGUAAGAUAAGCCAAAACUAAUUCCGGAGUAUUGACGCCUUUUCAUAUUGUAGGCCUAAAUGUGAAUAAAUUAAGUAGGCCUAGGUGUUAAACACUCAGCAUUGAAAACUAAAAGACAUGCGAGUUAUGCAUAGAAACCUCAAUUUAUUCAAUAGACUACCGUUAGAUGCAUCAAUGGAGACAAAUGAUGCAGAAUAACACACGCGGCGCCGGUGAUAUAACUCGCUGGGAUAAAAAAUAUAAAGUAAAAAACGUUGCCUAAUGCCUAUAUGAACAGUAGGCCUAUAAAUAGCAUAAUCAGCCAUAGGUCAAUUGUGUAUUUUUACUUUAUUUAGGCCUACGUACUUUAUAUUUUGUGAUUUUGUAUGUCAAAGUCAAAUACUUAAUAUUCGAUCAAUUUUCAACUAUUUUGAUUGUAAUUUGUAAGGUUUUAAUCUAUUCAAACGCCCCAUUUCAAAGUAUGUCUUUCGCUGCGUGCCACAGGCUGCUAUAUGCCUAUAAUUGUCAAUUGAACUUUAUUUGUAGAUGAUAAAUUGCUGAUGUACUAAAUCCUUUCAAAAUGGUGCAUAGGCUAUCCUAUAGGCCCAUAUUUCAAAGCACUGCAGUCUGCACGCACUUUGAACACACAACUCGUCCGCCCUCACCCUAUACACACCCACAGUCACUCCCUCCUUAUAAUAUAACUCGAGUAGUCUUGUGGCGACUGAAGUAAGGAGUGGGGACUUUCAAAAAGCUGAAGGUCAAUUGCUAUAUAUUGAUUAUUUACAAAUUCAAUGACUUUGCUAAAAUAGUGUCAGCGAACAGCGCAUGUAGUAGUUUAUGCAGCGGCAACAGCGCAGCUAUUUACUGAUUGGAAUGAAAAAUAAAAAAUCCAACACACACUUAAGCAUAAAAAAUACAAUAAUAAUAAUCUAGAUGUAGCCUAGCCUGAAAUAAAAUAAAUACAUCUUAUCUUUGGGUUCAAUAGGCCUACAGUAGGCCUACAUGUAGUGCCUGAUGUUCUCUUAACUGUACUUGAGGAGUCCCAGUCCUGCGCCCACGGGGCUGAGGGUAGGCUAUCAUGUCACUCUCUGGAAGAAGAAUUGGAUCAUUACAUUUCGAUUUAAGGUAAUGACACGCACAUACAUAAACAGUGCCCGCGGCUCGGAUGUGAUUUUUAAAUGCCUUUCUUCCGCUCCGGUACUCUAGAGUCUAUGGAAUUGUUUUUUUUUAUCAGACAUAACAUAACAUAGACCAUUAGGUUUCAUGCUAAUGACCAAUCACUGGUUUUAACUGACAUUUUCGAUACGACAGCAUUUUUCCUAUAGUUAGGCUAUUAUUUAUUAUUACCGCAUUUAAUGCAUUUCAAGGCUACUGUAGGCUAGCCUAAAUACCUCGAGAUAUUGGAUUCUAAUAAAUAUGAGAACAUAUUUCUUAUUAGGCUAAAGACUGCCUUGUGCAGCGUUUUCUUAUAUCAAUGAUAGUGUAUUCAGUGGCUGCCCAUUCAAUUGUAAUUUGAAUUGCUUGUAACCGUCAAUAUCGUGAUUAUUCUCAGAUCAGUCAUCGUGUGCGUUAGAUGUUUGUGCGGUAGAUAAAAUACACAGCAUGGAAACGAUAACCAAAAAUAAUGCGAAUUAUGUAACGAAAUAAAAAACUACAAUUUAAUUGGUAAGCCUGUCUUUUCCGUUUGCCAGAAUUGACUGUAUAAUCGAUAGACGUUAAUAGAGCUCUCGCGCACAACAGGCAAGCCAAGGACUGUCGUUUUUUAAAAGUAUGACUUAACAUUUAAUAUUGACAAAUAAAGGAGGAAAACAAACAAAAAGUAGGCCUAUACGAAAAGCAAGUCGUGUAGAAUAUCAGGAUUUGAUCGACUGAAUUUAGCCUAUUCCAAUAAACCUGUAUGUGUGUGAUGUGUGUAUCAAAUUAAUAUAAGGCAACAUGUGCUAGGCUGGGCUUCUUCCUGAACAAUUUUUAGUUUUCACAAAUUCAAAUAUCUUGAAAAAACUAAACAUAAAUUAAAAGCAGUAGGCCUAUGGAAAUACUCGGUAGAAUAAUUAGAUAAAUUAACCCCAAACUAAAAUGCCAUUAUGUAAGUUGGCAAAUAGCAUCUUUCUUAGUGAAAUAUAAAAUAUCACUUAAAUAUAUAGGCUCCUUAAAAACUGAAAGCAAUCAGAAUUUGAGUAUUGCACGUGCCCCGUCAUGGCCGUGGAUUUCAGUCGAAAGAAAAAAACUAUAGGCAAUGGGUGUUUAAGUUGAGGAAAUCCUGGGCCAUUAGACAGGAACGAGAAGUAUCUCCUCUCUUCUGCAGAAACCAUUUUUAUUCUCACUAGUCAUAGAAUAGACCACCCAUGCAUAUAAUAUCUGACACAUAAUGUUGAAACAAUUGUGUGUCCAUUCUCCAAGUUAUGUUUUGUAAUGGUGCCAAAAGUUACUGUACUUUUCUUUCCCCAUUCCCUUCAUCAUUUCUGUCAUUCCACAUCUCCUCCCGCUCAAUAAACCCUCAACUUCUCCUAGCCCCUAUUGUAUUCAGCCCCCAUUCACACUCUUCUCCCAUCUUACCUGAUGUAUACCUCACCUCUGUACCCUUCACCCACAUUCUAACUCAACCCUAACCUACUCCCACUUCUCCAUCUCGCGCUCCUUUUCCUCGUCCCACUCCACUUCCCUCACUGCCGUCCUAUACCACAUGUUCCUUGGGCCUCUCCUCCUCCCCAUGUCUCACCUUCUCUCUCUACCUCUGUCUAACUUUGUGUUUCUCUCCUCUCUCUCCCCCUCUAACAGACAACGAGUGGCCUGCCCAUGAACAGUGAACAGUUGUCUCUAUACCUACCGCUCUACCUAUGUCUCACCCACAGAACUGGAAUGACAUUCUAUUUCUAUAGUUUCACCAUCCUCUCUCUCUCCUCUCCCUGACAGAUGCAGAGUGGCUUGCCCACAGUGAACAGUUAUGUCACAGCGCCCAGCAUCCCAGCCUACCCCCCUCCCACCCCAGUGUCGCCCUACAUGGGGUACAGCGCCACCACGUCGGCCUAUGUGACCGGUCCCACAUGGCAGCCGCACAGUGGCAGUGCUCGCUCUCACCACAGCUGUGACAACGUCGCCGCUCCGCUGGCCUUCAAGGGUUUGACAGCCCACCACCGUGACGCCAUCCACCCCAAUGCCCACGCCAUCACCGCCUCAGCACUGUAGAACACAGACAGACGGGCGGUCGGACGGAGAGACAGAGGGAGAGGGAAGAAGAGGGGGAGCAGGACAGACGGACGGGCGGAUGGAGAUAAAAGAGGAGGGAGGAAGGAAGGAAGGAAGGAAGGAAGGAAGGAAGGAAGGAAGGAAGGAAGGAAGGAAGGAAGGAAGGAGAAGGACAGA
This is a messenger RNA of Coregonus sp. 'balchen', 10469 nucleotides long. Lineage: Eukaryota; Metazoa; Chordata; Actinopteri; Salmoniformes; Salmonidae. The record is from the annotation of a GenBank genome assembly.